Dovyalis caffra is the source of this 3153-nucleotide messenger RNA. NCBI's taxonomy places the organism in Eukaryota, Viridiplantae, Streptophyta, Magnoliopsida, Malpighiales, Salicaceae. The record is from the annotation of a GenBank genome assembly.
AUGGCGGAUGCUAAUAAUUAUUCAGAUCGAACGGUACCACUUCCUCCUUCUGUUGAGCAAUUGAUAACCAAAAUUUGUAUGGAGCAGAAUCAAAGGCCGUUAGAAACCAAAACGAGGCACAAACUUGCUUCUCUAGGCGAGGUAGAGGCGCUUAAUAUCCUCCAUAAAAUCUCCGGUCACAAAAUCAGGAAAACUUUGGACGCUUUCAUUUUCUACUUGGCCAUUAGUUCCAACAGUAGUAGUGGUACCUCUUCUCCUUCUCCCACCAAACGCUUGUGUUUGUCUCCUCAGUAUCAACAACAAAAGAUCGAUCGUCUUUUAGUCACCCAAACUCGCCUCACGAUGUCUCCUGAUCAAGAGGUUAGAAAAUGUUUUGACGGUUUCGUUUUGGACAUGGCCAAACAGUUCUCUUCUAACGUUAAUGUCUCUUCUUCUUCUUCUCCUCCUUAUCCUUCUCCCAACAAGUGCUCUCUUCCUCCUCAACAACAGCAGAUUUGGAGCCACAUUACACCAAUCCGUUCGCUGAUGAAUUCUCCAAGUGAUUUUGGUGCUCAAUCUCCAACUCCAUUGAAGCUUGAAGGUUCAACUAUGGAUUCACAUAGACAGGGAGGUAGUGAGUCAACAGUAAGUCAACAGCUGGUGGCUUUGGGAGAGCUUGAGUUUAGAAAAGCUUUUCUCAUUUUAAGUUACAUUGGAGGAAAGAGUUUGGAAGAGGUUGUAUCCGCUGACCAAAUUAGGCGGUUGAAAGAUUUGCCAAUGACAACAUUUGAGUCAAAAAUUUGGGUAGAGUUUGGAUGUAGGUGUGGUUAUAUAGAGGAAGAAGAUCGUGUCAAGUCGCGGUAUCUUGAUUGGGAUUCUGGGAAAACGCAUAUCUAUCACUGCCAUGUUUAUCCAGAUGGAAGUUACAGGUUCAAGGGACCUUACCUAAUCAAGCAGAGAAAUUUCUUGCAAAGGACCCUGGGGGAUGACAGUGUCUUGAUGGUCAAGUUUGCAGAGGACGUGAGAGAUUCAGUGAGUAGUCCUCUGGAUGAUUAUUUUGCCAAGUACAGCAAGGUUCUUAGAGAAGGGAUUCUCGUCGGUUUGCGUUGUUACCGCUUUUUUGUAUUUAAAGAUGGAGGCAAAGAAGAAAAAAAGAAAGACCCAACUACAUCUCCUGUGAAGUGUUUUUUUGUCCGCAUGGAAUCUGUUGCAUCGAUUGACAAUCAAGAGUAUAUUUUGUGUGGGAAAACAAUCCGUCAAGCUCGAUCUCUCUUUAUGCAUGCGGACAAUUUGGAUAGUUUGUCCAACUAUAUGGCUAGGUUUUCACUGAUUUUGUCGAAGACUAUGAACCUGGAAGUGGAUUUAUCUUGUGUACGUAUUGAGAUUAUACCUGAUGAACCAUGCCGGGAUAAAGAUGGUAAUGUUGUUCACGGUAAAGAUGGGAAAACUCUCAUACAUACUGAUGGAACUGGGUUUAUAUCGCAUGAUUUGGCUCUGAAAUGCCCAAAGAAUGUGUUCAAAGGAACUACCUUAAAAGCUUCCACUAUUGAGAGAUUACCUGUUCAUAAUGAAGUCAUGGAGAAAUAUCCAGAAUGUCGUUAUGGGGAGCCACCUUUGCUGAUCCAGUUUCGUCUCUUCAAUAACGGUAGAGCUGUGAAGGGAACUUUCCUUGUGAAUAAGAAGGAUUCUAUGAUUAAGGUUGAGGCAGAUCCACAACUAUCAAAUACUUUCACGAAAAAUUCCUUGGAAAUAGUUGGAACCAGCCUUCAACCGAAGAAAACGUUCCUUUCAAAGAAUUUAAUUGCACUUCUUAGCUAUGGUGGGGUUCCAGAAGAGUUUUUUAUGGGAAUAUUGAAUAGUGCUCUGGAAGAUGCACAUGUUGCACUUAACUAUGGGGAUAUGGAUGAUAACCUUGUGGCAACAAUGAUCAGCUGUGGGAUUCCACUAGAAGAACCAUAUUUGCAAGAUCCUGAUCCGACUGGACUCUUGGAGAGUAAUGAAGUUUGUAUAAUACUAGACAAUGGCCAUGUUUCAGGGGAGUUAUUAGUGUAUCGAAAUCCAGGUUUACACUUUGGAGAUAUUCACAUUCUAAAGGGUACAUACGUGAGGGAAUUGGAAGAGUUUGUCGGAAAUGCAAAGUAUGCUAUUUUUUUCCCAUGCAAAGGACCGCGGUCUUUGGCAGAUGAGAUGUCAGGUGGUGAUUUUGAUGGUGACAUGUUUUUUGUGUCAAGAAAUCCGCAGCUGCUGCAAAAGUUCAAACAAACGGAACCUUGGACACCUUCUUCUUCAACCCUUAAUAUGCUUAACAAAAAACCAAGUGAAUUCUCAGAUGAGGAGUUGGAGGCUGAGCUUUUCAAACUAUUCUUGAGGAAUAGGUUUCAACCAAGUUACACUGUGGGGGUUGCAGCAGAUAGCUGGCUGGCAAUAAUGGAUAGACUUCUAACACUGGGAACUGAUUCCUUAGAAGAGAAAGCUUGUAUGAAAGAGAAUAUCUAUCAGUUGAUUGAUAUAUACUAUGAUGCACUAGAUGCUCCAAAGAAAGGUGGAAGAAAGAUGAUCACUUAUCCCAAUCUUCAUGUGAACAUGGCCAAGCAGAUUGAAUUCCCUGAUGCUUUCUCUGUCUACAAGCCUUUAGAACUUCUAGAAGGUUUGAAGGCAGAUCUGUUCCCACAUUUUAUGGAAAGAGAAGAAGAGCAAUCUUAUCGAUCUACUUCUAUCUUGGGAAAAAUUUAUGAUAAAGUGAAAGCAUACGAAGAUAUGGAUCUGUCAUCAAAUGAUGUUUGGAAACUCCCUUGCUUUGACGAUGAAGUCAAUGAGUCGUACAUUGUGAAGUGGGAGACACACUAUGAUCAAUACAAGAAAGAUAUGUGCAAUGCUUUAAAGGCUGGUAAAGGGAAAAACGACAAAGCUGAUGAAGUCAUUAAAAAAUAUAAGGAGAUCUUAUAUGAUGCUGCGGAAUUUAAUCUGAGCAAACGUAGAGAUGAGGAAAUCUUUGAGGAGGCCAGGGCUCUAUAUCAGGUUACUUACAAUCAUGCCAAGAUUGAAGGAGUUGUUAGAAAAUGCAGCUUUGCAUGGAGAGUUGCCGGUUUAGCUCUUUGCACGCUCUACGUUUCGAAGAAUCAGCGCGAAAGCCCUAUGAUAUGUUCACCAUCUGCUCUGAAAGGGAUUUUGUAG